This is a messenger RNA of Liolophura sinensis, 2157 nucleotides long. RefSeq names its product zinc finger protein ZFP2-like. The transcript is spliced from 3 exons. The record is from RefSeq and is a predicted model, not a curated record. Lineage: Eukaryota; Metazoa; Mollusca; Polyplacophora; Chitonida; Chitonidae. Gene Ontology annotation, molecular function: RNA polymerase II cis-regulatory region sequence-specific DNA binding; DNA-binding transcription factor activity. Gene Ontology annotation, biological process: regulation of transcription by RNA polymerase II. The coding region runs from base 43 to 2019 and encodes 658 amino acids.
UGUAAGCCAACGAGCAGAUCUGAAAGAUAUUUCUCUCUCGUCAUGGUGGGAUGUGCGGUUUUUGGCUGUAGAAACAAGAGUAAGAAAGAUUCUGGUGUCAGCUUCUUCAAAUUCCCGAGAGAUGCACAAAUUAGAAACGAAUGGAUUCAACGAACCAAUCGGGCGAACUUUUCUGCCUUUCACCCAAAUGCUCACAGCAGAAUAUGCUCCGAUCACUUCACGGAUGACUGUUACGAGCGAAGAGCGGCACAUAUGGCCAGAUUUGGGUAUUCUGGAGCACAGAACCGUUUAAAACCUGAUGCCGUGCCGACAAUGUUUUGUUCGAAACCCUGGGAAAAACUGUGUUCUGUUGCUAACACGGAAACUGGACAUCGAGUCAUGCCAGAGCCUGUCAUGUUACAGUCAGUUAUGGGAGUCGAAGUCGGGGAGACAAACAGAAAUAGACAGUCAAAGAAGAAAGCAACGCGGAGCAGAGUUUCGAAAGCCAGCAUAAUGACAUGUUUACCUGAGAAGAAUAUAGCUGAGGUAAAACUCAACCAAGACGAGAUGCUACAAGAGGAAAGGGAGACCAUGCUUCAGUAUUACUCCAGAAGACCUGAAGGUUGGCAGCUAGUGAAGUUUGUUAGUUCAUCUGAUCAGCAUCCAGAGCUCCAGAAUUCACCACAGUGCUAUCCUUGUUUUCCCAUGAUGUGUCAAAAGGUACCAUUAUUUACAUCUGACGGGAACAACUGUACUCAGCCUCCAGUGCUCCAAAUUUCCUCACAUAGCCCUCCUUGCUCUCCAGUGACAAGAAUAAAGGAAGAACCAUUAUUUACAGCUGUUGAGAAUGGCUGUGAUCUGCGUCCAGAGCUCCAGAAUUUCUCACAAAACUUUUCUUGUUCUUCCAUGACAUGUGAGCAGGAAACUCUGAUUAUAACUGACGAGAAUGGCUGCAUUAUUGACAAGUUUAUGGUAACAUCACACUCUUCCUCAAGUGGGGAAGACAGUAGAGAUUUGACCCAGGAAUCUUGUCGUAGUGCACAGAGUAGAGAGAAUAGGUUAUGUGAUCAUGAACAAGGCCAUAUUACAGAGAAACCAUUCAAAUGUACCAGAUGUGAUUACAGCUGUAGUCAGAAAUGUGAACUAAACAAACAUCUGAGAAUUCAUACAGGAGUGAAACCUUUCAAAUGUACAAGAUGUGAUUACAGCUGUAGUCAGAAAUGUGAACUAAACAAACAUCUGAGAAUUCAUACAGGAGUCAAACCUUUCAAAUGUACAAGAUGUGAUUACAGCUGUAGUCAGAAAUGUGAACUAAACAAACAUCUGAGAAUUCAUACAGGAGUCAAACCUUUCAAAUGUACAAGAUGUGAUUACAGCUGUAGUCAGAAAUGUGAACUAAACAAACAUCUGAGAAUUCAUACAGGAGUGAAACCUUUCAAAUGUACCAGAUGUGAUUACAGCUGUAGUCAGAAAUGUGAACUAAACAAACAUCUGAGAAUUCAUACAGGAGUCAAACCUUUCAAAUGCGUCUGGUGUGAUUACAAAUGUAUUCAAAGAGGUGAUCUGACUAGACAUAUCAGAACUCACACAAGGGAGAAACCUUUCAAAUGUACCUGGUGUGAUUACAGAUGUAGUCGAAGGACGAAUCUGUGGGCUCAUCUGCGAACUCACACAGCAAAGAAACUUUUCAAAUGUGCUUGGUGUGAGCACAUAUGUUUUACAAGGGCAAAUCUAUUUCUACAUAAAAGAACUCACACAGGAGAGAAACAUUUCAAAUAUAGCCUGUGUGGUUGCAAAUAUACUUCAAAGACGAAUGUAUCGAAACAUGUCAGAGUACACAAAGGAAAACAACUUUUCAAAUGUACCUGGUGUGAUUACAGAUGUAGUUCAAAGGUGAAUCUUCUUCGCCAUAUUAGGACUCAUGCAAGAGAGAAACCAUUUAGACUAUCAGGAGAGAGAAACCAAUCUGGUGAAGCCUGUGUGGUUACAUCUGUAAUGAAGAGUAGAGUGACUAAGUCAAGAAGAGCGAUCAGGAGCUGAGUUACAGGAUUCAGAGCUUUAAUGUAUUGAGAGGUUAAUGAUAACAGUAAUGACAUUAAUGUGCAGACUUGUUCAGUUCAGUGCAGUCGCCGUGAGUUGAAGUCCAGCUCAUGCUGGCUUCCUUUCCAGCCAUUUGUG